Acanthosepion pharaonis is the source of this 1038-nucleotide messenger RNA. The record is from the annotation of a GenBank genome assembly. Lineage: Eukaryota; Metazoa; Mollusca; Cephalopoda; Sepiida; Sepiidae.
AUGUCGGAUAAAUCAAUGCACUAUUAUGCUGGAAUUGAAGGUGGGGCAACAAAAUCAAAAGUUCUUCUGCUGGAUUCUCAGGGUCACAUUUUAUCUGAAGCUGAUGGACCUUGCACCAAUCAAUGGCUCAUUGGUUUUGAUGAAUGUCUGAAGCAAGUUGAUAAAAUGAUAAUGAAAGUUAAAAUUGCAGCUGAAAUUGGUCCUGAAGUAAAACUGAAGGGUUUGGGCUUGUCACUGAGUGGAGGAGAUGAAAAAGAUACCCAAGAGAAAUUAACAUCUGAAAUUUUCCAGAACUAUGGUCAUUUAACAGAAAGCAUUUAUGCUUGUAGUGAUACACAAUGUGCAAUGUAUACUGCCACAGAUAAAGGUGGAAUUGUGCUGAUUGCUGGUACUGGUUCUAAUUGUCAGUUGAUCAAUUGUGAUGGCACAAUGCAUCGAUGUGGAGGUUGGGGCCAUUUAUUAGGAGAUGAAGGCUCAGGCUACUGGAUUGCAUUAAAAGCAAUAAAAACCUAUUUUGAUCAUGAAGACAACAUGGAAGUUUGCCCAUAUGAUGUGACCUAUGUCAAAGAUGCUAUGCUCAAAUAUUUCAAUAUUGACAACAAAGCAAACUUGUUGCAUUAUAUUUACUCUGACUUUGAGAAAUCAAAAAUUGCUGGAUUUUGUCUUGAAAUUGUAAAAGGUGCCAAAGGAGGAGAUCCUCUUUGUUUACAUAUCUUCAAUGAUGCUGGAAAAAUAUUGGCCAAACAUGUUAAUGCUUUGGUUCCAAAAAUAGAUGAGGAAUUGUUAAUUUGUAAAGGAGGUCUUCAUAUUGUAUGUGUUGGAUCGAUCUGGAAAAGCUGGGAAUUUAUAAGAGAUGGUUUUCUUAAUACUUUGCUUUCAUCUGGUGUCCAAUGCAGAAAAUUCAAAGAAUUAACUUUAUUGAGAUUGAAGAAGAAUGGUGCAAUUGGAGCUGCUUACCUUGGUGCCAAGGCAACUGAUUACAUUUUGCCUUUAGAUUAUGAAAACAAUGUUGAUAUUUUUUUUCACAAAGAAUUGUGA